UAUCUAAAAAUAAUGAAAUUUGUUCCCAAAAAUAAAUCUGAAAUUACAUAUAACAAUAGUACUAUAAUAACUUGGAGAAAUCUUUCAGCUUAUACAAUUAAUUAUGAUCGACAAGUUCAUAAGCAAGUCAUUCAUAAUGUCAAAGGAAUGUUAAAAUCAGGAGAAUUAACAGGAAUCUUAGGCGGAAGUGGUUCUGGAAAAAGUUCUUUAAUGUCUGCCCUUGCCUGCCGAUCUCCAA
Molecule: messenger RNA, 238 nt
Organism: Ceratosolen solmsi marchali
Lineage: Eukaryota; Metazoa; Arthropoda; Insecta; Hymenoptera; Agaonidae
Product: protein scarlet-like
Exons: 3
Molecular function (GO): ATP binding; ATP hydrolysis activity
Source: RefSeq, a predicted model, not a curated record